Suillus subalutaceus is the source of this 189-nucleotide messenger RNA. RefSeq lists its product as uncharacterized. NCBI's taxonomy places the organism in Eukaryota, Fungi, Basidiomycota, Agaricomycetes, Boletales, Suillaceae. The record is from RefSeq and is a predicted model, not a curated record. Bases 1 to 189 code for a protein of 62 amino acids. The transcript has a single exon.
AUGUAUGCUGGCUGGUAUAGGGGUAUCAGCUCCCAGACCUUCAAAGCGCAGGUUGCCGUUGGAUCGUGGUUUAACACACCUCUCAUGCCUGAUCUCGGUGUCGCCACAAGUAUCAUGCGGCAGAAGAUGGUAAAGGGCAAGGGGAAAGAGACAGGACGGGCUGAUGCCAUCGAAAUCGACUCUGAUUGA